Molecule: messenger RNA, 16985 nt
Organism: Dermacentor andersoni
Lineage: Eukaryota; Metazoa; Arthropoda; Arachnida; Ixodida; Ixodidae
Source: RefSeq, a predicted model, not a curated record
AUGCCGCCGCGGGUGUCGGUGAACGAGGCCGCGGCGCAGAUCUGCAAGCACAUUCCGGCGCUGCUCACGCGGCGGGACGAGCUGUUCCCGCUGGCGAGGCAGGCGGUGCGGGACAGCGGUUACCCUUUCUCCAAGGGCCAGUCAAGUGCGGACGACCCUUGCAGGAGCCAGUGCUACGCCAAGUUCGAGGACGAGCCGCCGACCAGCAAGCGCGCCCGGUUGGAGCCGCCGCUGGAGAAGGCGCACAUCGAGGAGGAGAAGAAGAAGAGACAGGAACGCCUGGAAGGCAUCUGCGAGCAGCUGCGACUGCUGGGCCGCCAGCAGGAGGAGCUCAAGGCUCGGCUGCAGGCGUCGCGAGACCUGCCGCCCAACGUGGGAGCCGUGCCGCAGCUCCAGUCCCAGCUGGAGCACAUCUCCACGCAGCAGAUGCAGCUCAUCAACGAGCAGAGCGAGCUCUCCAAGCAGCUGCGACGCAUCGACAAGUACUGUAGCAGCGCAGCGAAAGCCCAGUACGGCCGAUUGUCCUCCUGUUCAGAACAAGACAAAGCGGACACCGAUGACACUGAUUCACAGUUCUCGGCAUACAGCAACAACUCAUCGCCGACACUGAGUCAUGACGCACAUGACUCACCAUCUCAGGACUCAAACCAGUCGAGCAACCUAGCUUCCUCUCAGCAGCACCAGCCUCCGCCGAGCGCCGCAGACGUUUUCAACAUGAAGAUGGCUAGCGUUAAGAAGACCUCGGCGCAGAUUACCAAGCAGCUUGUCCAGGAGACUCUUAUGGACGAGGGCCUCCGAGUCAUCAAGGAGCUGGCGUCGCAGAUCAAGUCUGAGGAAUCGAAUACCCCUAACAGCCACUGCGCCACGGACCUGUCUUCGCCGCCGCCGCCACCGCCACGGCCGCGCGGAAGACCUCCCAGGCUGGACCGGGGCGACUACGUGGGCACGUCCCGGAUGGUCCAGGGGGCUCCUCCGCCCCACCCGUCCCUGCAGAAUGGCCACGACCGACCGGGCAGCAACGGGCUCGACCUGCACCACCCCAAUGGCCUGGCACCGCCGCCGGCCGUGGACGAGGCAGCCGAUGCCGAGAAUAGCCUGAACGCGCUGCUCGCUCUUUCCCAGAAGAGCUUGAUGAAGCAAGAGCCCGCGUCGCCCGCUAACAUCAAGAUGGACUAAGGCCAGUUUGUACGAGGCGCUGCAGUGACAUCACGCCAUGCACGAUAACGCCGGUCCCUGGAAGUCACUCUUGUAGAGUCGCGGCAAGUUUUUUUUUUUUUUGAAGUGCCAGGAAUAGAUCUUACCUGAGCCUGUGCUAGAUCCGCCGUCAUCCUGAGGUACGUGUGGUUGCUGCCGCCCUUAACACCGUGACACGCUAACGUGGGCGCAGAACCCGCUACACCUAUAUCCAUUGGUCGAUGAGGCGUGGGCGUGCGUGUCCUCCGUCCUGUUCGGCCAGUCCUUCCCAGGUGCAUUAGGUGGCUUCUGUCAUCCAACAGAAUUCGGGCGUUAUUUUUUGUGCUUGAGAGUGUUAUGGGGUACAACAGUGAUGGCGUGUUUUUGUGUACCGAUUUUGUGGUGUACGGCUCGAAAUUGCAAUUUAUUUGUAAGAGCUUCAUAAAAAGAAAUGUCUAUACACGCCGAUUAGAAACCAUAGAGGCGUGCACACUUAAGGCGUCACGGAGUUGUUAUAAAGCUGUGAGGUUAGUUGUGAAACCCCUGCAUGGUAUGCUUACCAGUGCCACGCUAUAGCACCACAGCUGGCAUCACAACCUAAUACAGAGGUAGCGGUGUCUUAAGUUAAACCCUCAAAUGGCUCUAGGAACACUGGGACGGCUUCUGUUUGGUGAAAGACUGCAUACAGUUACAAGGCCGUGUCAUCGAAGCACUGAUGUGCUCUGCCAUUUGUCUGCGAGAAACGUGGGAGAAGAAUGCCUUUCGAAGUGUUGCGGGGACACGCUGGAGAACGCCUUCGAAUGCGCAAAUAUGACGCGUUUUUCUUUCAAACCAGUGCUGGGUUCAAAGCAGCGACUGCGUCGGGCAAAUGACUGCCAUGGCUUGCCCAGAUCUCUGACGACAUCGAAGGCGUCUGGGGCAUUGCCGUAGCGCUUAGCCUAAUAACCAUCAAAUAACCUCGCAUGUGGUGCCAUAUACCGCAAGUCGACUCGCUUCACAGCCAAAGCCUGCCAUGCAAGCCGCCUCGGUUUUUCACCUAGUGUCAUGUGCUGGUGCUGUGCACUGGCUAAAUUCGCGCUCAGUGUGGCAUCCACUCGGCUGGCAAGCUUCAGCAUGCUUGCGGACUGCGCUUGCGCUAUGGGCACGAUUGGUGAUGAGAUGCUGACAUUCCCUGUACAUCAACUCCUCUAGUUCUUUUGCCAUGCCGUGCCGGUGGCACCCUUAAACUGCCUAAAUGCUUACUAUUGGGGCGGGAUUCAUAACUAUUUCUCGUGAGACGCGAAGGUGAGCAUAUUUCCCAGGAGAAAUAACAAUAUGUAGAAAUCUUGCAGCCCUUUUGUGCUGCGCAGGCUUAGUCAUGGACAGCUAAAUACUAGCGCCUAUGUCCGCCGCUUAUGCUGUGUGUUAUGUUUGUUAAGGAUGAAAGCAUGGUGGCAGUGAUCACUGCAACAGUGUUCUGUCCGCUAAUUCCCACCGCUCUCCACUUAAAUCUUUUGCGUGACGUCAUAACGAAGGUAACAGCAUGCCAAGCAACUCAAAGCAUCGUUUCCAAGCAGAUAAUAUGAACCAAAGUUUGUGGUGUUUAUACAUACCUGCGCCAUUAUUAUCUCACCCUUAAUUUACUUCGUCGCUCUUAGUGAAUGUGUCGUAACUAAUAAGCGUUUUGCUAGUGUUUUCCGGCCUACAUUGAAUGGUCGGUGCCGCAGCAGCAACUGUGACAAAACAAACGCUAUGGAAUGUGCUCUUCGAUGUGGGCGCAUUGCUCUACGUUUGCGUGCUGCUGUCAGGCGCCUUUGAUCGUGACACAGUGAGUGUGGCGUGGAGGUUCUCUUUUUGCCGCUUGCUGUAUCUCUUUUUAUUGCAAACGUGUAACAAGAGGUGCGGGUGCUGAUCCGGCGUCCUCCGGUGUGGCCUCACGAGAAAGCUGUUUGUUGGUGCCGCUGUUCACAUUUAAUAUUAACCAGGCCUCAUGAGCAACUGCGCCAUCCUUAGCUUUUCCCGUUUCGAGGUUUUCCCGGUGAUUCAUGCAGGACAUGGUGUAAAUACUUUUGUGCACGCUUAUCUCAAUUCCUGACCUUGUAGAAAAACUCGAGAAGGCAGCGAUUCCUAGCCGUAUUUAGCGUUCGUACUGCAGUACAAUAUCCUUCCAUAUUCCGUUAUUAAAUUGAACUUAUCCUGCAGCAAAGACGCGAGCAUGACCAGGCGAAAGAGCUGCAGGUCACAGCUUGAGGGGAAUCUAGUCACAGCGCAGCUUCGUAGCUGUUGACCGAAAGCGCGGGUUUCACGCAACGCUGGUAAUAAAAACAAGAAAUUCACGCAGAAAAACACAAACGCCACAAUCAGAUUGUAUAAACAAAUGAUCACGGGAAGAUUUCAUGCAGCUUCUUAAAAUAGGUACGACAGGGAUGAAUCAAAAGAGAACGCCUGUAACGCAACAGAGCCCACGAUACAGAUUUUUCACGUAGUUUUUUUCAAAGGCAGCGCCGAUACACCGAGCUCAUUUUCUCUGCGCAUUUGGUUCAGCUAUGUCGGUAAACAAAACCUUAACAUUUGGCGCUUGUAGCUUAGUUCCGCUCCUCUGUACGUUCCAACGUUCGGGCUAGCGUAUGGCGCAAACGGGGAUAGAUGUCUGUGAAGACAGUUGUGUUAACGUGCCAUCACUUUUGAUUUUUUUCUUCUCUAUGUGAGCGGCAACGCCUAUACGUGAAUAACUAUUCGAUUUUGAUAACUCUAACGCUUGAAAAUAAAUGAGCUGUGCGACCGAGACAAGGUACUUUGGAGACUACAUGUAUUGCUCUUUCUUGCAAUACAGUAAAUUUAUGCAUGUUUGCCGUUGAAGUUGAUGCCCAGACGAGAAUUGUGCAUUGAGCUAAAGAAGAAAACAUUGAAUUAUUUGAAAGGAUAAUAAUGGAUGUAGAAAGAUAAUUGCCGUGGCGAAGCAUAGUAACUGUAACUCUAGAUAGCUUACUAAGUGAUAUGCAUGGUAGUUCUUUUUCUUAGUUUCAGAGAAAUAUAAGCCAAGUGAUUUAAAUGACGACAACAUCUCUAUUUCGGUACUGCCUAAAUAUAUGGGGAUAAUCGGAACUCUUUUUUACGAGGGUGACAAAAAUUUGUCUUUCUUCUUGCUAAAUUAACCGUAAGAUAAUUAUUUAUCACCCACGCAUGUAUGUCUGCGAGCGCUUUAUUAGCUCUAUGUGACAUUUUGGUCCCGGAGUCACCUUGCACCGAAUAAUUAUACACUGGAGCCAGGCAGACCCGUUGUUCAUCUGCAAUGCUGGUAUUAUCGUUCGCAAUGAACAGUCUUCAGGAAGCAAAAUUGAUGGCUGUUUACUAGAGGUCGCGCUUAUGUAGUCAUUUCUACUACAUCCUGCUGUGACAAACACAUCAGCAGCGUUUAAUAAGGGAUCCGUGGACUCAGACGUGCGCUUGUCUGUGCUCAAGUUCCGCGCUGCGUUCGUUGCAGCCUUCGUCAAUUGUCGCUGAUGACUUUAACGCAGAGUGUAAAUUUGAGUAGUCCGCAAGAAAGUAGCUUGAAGGCCAAAGCAAAUGUUUAGGUAUUUAGGUGACAUUGUCGCUUUUGUACGUCACUCCAGAAGUGACACAGCAACGUAGCACUCCUCGUCAAUGCCAGGUCACGAUGCAUAACUCUGUUGACGCCUAUAGUCAUGCGUUGCCACCUAAUGCUUGUAGCAAAAUGCUUGAAAAAUUUUCCCGAAAAUGCUUCAUAUCGCGCAGGAAUAAGUGCUUCAGCGCAAACCUUGUGCAAUUCACCUUGCAAUGCAACGAUUGUUGCAUGGUGAACAGGAGAUAAAUCAUAUGUAGACGACUGCACCCCCCACCAUGUUUCUACGUCGUCGAUCGCGUGGACGCGCAAAGAACAUCGAGGUAGCAUUGCGAUUCUGGGUAGCGGAAGUGCCAGGGAAGUUGGAUGUGUUUCACGAAAAGAGCGCGAAAGGACAUACGAGACACGCGCUCAAGUGAAUCGUGCUUCUCAUGGAAUGACAUUGUGCAAGCAAUCCGGGAGGAACGAGAACGACGCACAUAGGUUGUCAUAAGGUGAGCAUGGUAAGCCGAGCAAGCAUCAUUGGAACGCGGGGUGAUCCUUAUUAACGAAGGGCCUCGAACACAUAGCGCAAUGGUUUGCUGGCUGACUGCUGGGAAUCGCUUCAUUCAGUGAGAUAGACUGAUGUCAGCAGCAGAAUGCCCGCGUUUUUUAAACUCUGAUGCCUACAUUUGUCUAUAGGAGUUCGCAGUCAUGCGUCCGAGAGUGGUUGCGUAGGUAAAACUGCGCUUCCUUUUUAUUAUGUACUUGGUAGAGUAAUACCACUGAUUGAAGCUCAUUUUUUUUACAGUAGCGUUUUAUACGUCCCAGUACUUCCUCUUGGGUUAGUUUGUGAAACAUAGCUUCUACAAGACCGGCGCGAAUAGCAUACGUGCACAGAUGAAGUACAUAGAGGAGGCUCUGAGCUUGUUUAUGCACUUCAAUUGCGUAUGUUUGCUCAUUUGAGCCGCUCCUUUUAACACCAAUUUCUACGUUAGCCCGUGAAUCGUAGAGACAGUGCAGUUCCCUUUAUAAAAAUUCGAUUAAAUUUAAUUGGCGUUUCUUCCCAUAAAGAGAGAGAGUGAAAUGGGAGAGUUUGGUUGACAAAAAUUGAUAUUAACAGCUCGACAGGGCCGUGGAACUUGCAAAAGGCAGACGACAGACAAGACGACAGACAUGAUUAUACAGAAUUUCCGAUGAAAUAAAACGUGCACUGACUGCUACAUAUCUAGCUUCGCUAUGUGUCUAGACAUCAUACAUUCCAUUAAAAAAUAUAUGAAUCACUCAUUUUUCAUACCUAUUCCCGGCUUAGUGUAGUUUUUGGUUCCCUUGUAACCAUUGUUUGUAGUUCUUGUGCUUGGCGUGUUCUUCAGUCAAGAAAUAAACAUUCAGUGUUAAAAAGUUGUUGCGACUCAACGCUAGUCCCGCGCACUUUUCUUUUUCGCUCCUUCUACUGUUCGGAGAAGCACAGGCGCGUCCCUCUAGUCUAAUUAUAGUUCUAGUCGUGACUACGGUCCAGGAACUGGGAAGAAACCCUGCCUGCAGGACGCCGCAUCCUCGAUUUUUGCACCUCCGCAUCUGUGUCUACCACAUGCAUGUGCACGUGGCUUGUAGUGCUCAUGUAUCGCAACAGAAUGGAUAACUGGGCUAGUUGGUUUACUAACAUCUUGAAACUGUAAAAGCGUACAAAGACGAGAAACGAAGAGAGGGGACAGGACGAAGCGCUUACUCGGAACUGAAAAAAAUUAUAUUGAAUGGAAACAAAUAUAUGCGCACAAAAACGGAGUACGACGGCUGAGAAUGCGUUACAAGGCUCUCGGGUUAAAUAAUUUGAACGACAAGGUUAAAAGUAAAAAAGUAAUCUUUAAGGACUAGCGACUAAGGUGUUUGGAUAUGUAGACGAUUUCCUUGUCUUAACUAAUUCUACUAAUCGAACCCGGGAUGUCGUAAACAUUUUAAAGGUUUUCAAGGAAAACUGUAUGAAAUUAAAUUUUUCUUUUGAUUUGCCCAGGAUAACCAAUUACGGUUUCUUUAUCUAAGACCGCUUUCAAGCGCUUCGUGUCUCCUGGUACUACCGACCCAGGUCUAUUAAACCUACCCUUACCUACAGGUCAGACCAUUCAAAAAUUGUAAAAAGAGGAAUAAUAAAAACCAGCAUAGGUUCCGCAUUGAAUUAAUCAUGUCUACACAUGAUGGAAAUGAGCUUUCUCAACCAGAUCGACAAGCUUGAACAAGCAGGCUAUCCUCAAUCUGUCAUUAAAUCAGUGUGCGCUAACACUUUGAAGGAAAUAAAAACGAAAGAAAACAGUCACAUCAUGCGGAAAAGUCGUCAUAAAAAUAAUAAAAUUGCUGUCGUUCCGCACCUACAUAGAACAUCACACGAAUGAAAACAUAUAGGCACUAGGCAUAAGGUUGUGGUUCUUCUAAUCGAAAAACAAACUGCAAACAAUUUGUUCGUGUAUUCGCAAGAAGCAACCGUGGUGCAAUAUUAAGCACACCAAAAAUAUGUAGAUUGUGCGAUGGGCAUAGUAUAUAUUAUCCCGUUUAAGUGCGGUAAGGUUUACAUAGGCCAGUCUGGGCGUUGCAUCAACGUGAGGCUACGAGAGAUCUGACGGCAUACAAUUGGCCAGGAACGACGCAUCUAGCCGCCCACUGUAGGGACUGCGGCUGUUGUCCUGUCUUCAAAGAUACUCAGAUUAUCUUCAAAAGCACUAACCAGUUGACCCGUGAAAUGGCAGAGGCCUUCCACAUAAAGAAAAAAAGAGAUAACUGCGUCAGCCGCCCCUCGAUCUUGCUACGUGAUAGGGUAUUCAAAUUUCUUGAUAGAACUUUUUUACUUUUAACGUUGCCUUUCAAAUGAUUUAACCCUAGAGCCUUGUAACGCAUGCUCAGCCGCCGUACUCCGUUUGUGUGCGCAUAUAUUUGUUGACCUUGAAUAAAAUUUUUCAAUUGUAAGUAAGCGCUACGUCCUGUCCACUCUCUUCGUUUCUCGUCUUUUUGCGCUUUUACAGUUUCAAGAUGUUCAUGUAUACGUAACUUCUGCGCUUGCACAUGCAUGUAAUAAUGAAUACUGGACACACUGCCGACAUCUUAUAUUUUUUUUUCAGAUCAGAGAAUGGUGCAUGUUCGUCUAUGUUUUAGGUGUAAUACCAUGCUGGAACUAGGACCCAGAAAAGUAGGUUACAACUGGCAGUACAGACGAUAUCAAUGUGUACUGCAACAAGGACGAACAUAUCCGUUAGAAGUUGCCCACAGAAAUGCAGCUAAAUAAUCUAGCUUUCAGAAGGUCCGGUGAAACUGGGUUUGCAUAUAGCAUAUAUCAAUAAGUAGCUGUAUAAAUCAACCGUGCGACGCAGCUGCUAAUAAGAAGGGACAGAUUUGAUUAUAAAAGUGCAAACCCCAGCCAUGCAGUGCGACACAAAUCUCUCGCUUUGUCGCCUGUCGAAAAUGAGUGACGAGUACAAGCGCGUGCGGCCAGUGCUGCCUCAUUUCUUGACGCGAGAGCAACAAGACGUUGCGUAAUUUUCCCGUGACACCUACGUGUUUGUCGCUGUUAUGUACAUUUGCGGCGUCCUGCACGGAAUCCUGGUGCCAUGUUUCCUCACCAAAAUCUUAUCCGGUUGAGCUGUCAGAACCAGCUUGCGGUCACCUUCCCUUUGAUGCGCUGCUUUACUAAAAUAUGGCGGCACUAGUUUGUGAUGUCUUGCUCUAUUUCCCUCAGGCGGCCUUUUUUCAUGAUGUUCUAGGCACCGGGCAUUAAAGGCUUGGCACGGCCCUAAAUGCCGUCUGAUGGCAAUCGUUUUGCGUUAUGUGCAGCUCUGCUUACUAAUACGUAGGAGAUGACGAGGGCAUUGCACUUCACAUAAAAUGUCAUGGACCUUCUCAGAAACUGGUGGCGUACUUCGGCGAGAGGGUGGCCCGGCCAGCUGCCGUCAAUGAGAAUGUGAAGGCCUCGUACGAAUUUUGCGCUUUCUUCGAAGUUUUGACUUGGCUUUUGUGGUUGUCGGUUGCAUGCUGCUGAACUUUCGGCAAGCAGUACGAUUAUUCUACUGCCUCAAGGAAAAUGGCGUCAUGACAAGACGUCAUGACAAGAGGCUUAUCUGGCUUGGCAGCAUAACCCCUGUGCAAUGUAGCGAAGCGUCCGCGCUGUAUUCUGGGGAAAAGUGAGAAUCGCAGACCGCAUAUCAUGUACUUGAAGGCCCCACGGCAUGCACUAGCAGCCGCCAUCCGCUGACCACACGUGAGAUGUUGCGCCACUUGCCUCAGCAUAAUCUCAGGCGCUCACCUCCGUUUGUCGGUGUUAUUUUUGCAACGGAGCCGGAUUUGUCUACCCUUCCAUAGAUUUUUCAAUGCCCGUGCGUGAAAACUCCCGCCCCCUUUGUGAGGAGGCGGAGCAAACCAGUAAGGCAUGUGCUGACAGCUGGCGUAGCAAGAGAAAGGCUAUGAAACGGGUAGCGUGUCGGACGGAGGUACCAGGCUUACAAAAAAUUAAAUUAUCGGGUUUUACGCGCCAAAACCACUAUCUGAUUAUGAGGCACCCCGUAGUGGACACCCAAAAUUUCGACCACCUGGGGUUCUGUACCGUGCAUCUCAAUUUACACGGGUGUUUUCGCAUUCCGCCCCCAUUGAAAUGCGGCCGCCGUGGCCGGGAUUCAAUCCCGCGACCUCGUGCUUAGCAGCCCAACACCAUAGCCACUAAGCAACCGCGCCGUGUUAGGUACCACGCUCGGAAAGCUGAUACUUACAGCGUUGCGAAUGCGCGAUUCCGCCGAGACUUCGUGGAUAAUAAAAACGUUUGACUUCAGUAUUCCAAUGUGACCGACUGUGGUCAGAAAACGACCCGUUGGUGAUUGCGAACAUCUCUUACCACGAUGUUUACAGCUCCGCUGGUCAUGCAGCUUCGCAGGGCGGGAUGGCCUCGAAUUUUUGUAUUUGCCAUGCUGAAGUGUCUCACAACUGUUCUUAUUUGUAUUGCGGUGAAGCUUAGAUGACCCGUUUAUCGAAAUUGUACAGUCGCGGAAAAGGGAUCUUGCGCGUAGCGCAGCUCUGUUCUUCCUAAAGUUUUCAAGAAGGAUGACAUUUUAUGACCCCUAUAGGGCGUUCCAGUAAGAACAAACGCGAGCAAAAGAAAAUGAACGCGCGAGACACUUGUCAGCAAACCACUCUACUGAAUAAGAUUUUAUAACCUGGCUCUUUCAUGUUCACACUUGGCCCCGUUACUAGCCUAGUUUGUCAAGAAAGAACUUGGAAUUUGCCUUCGUCUGCACCUCUCAGAUGCGCCCACGCGCAGUUAAUGGAAGCGAAACUCGAAGUGUAAUGGUCUGCCGUAUUGAAGAUGGCGACAGUGACAUAGCCAAGGGGUUUUAUAUAUUAUGUAUACCUGUAAAUCUUACUACAAUUACUGGCAAGAAAGAAACAGCGAAUUUUUCUUCUGCGCACAUGGCAGUUGGUAAUGCCUGAAACAAGCCUGCAAUGUCCCUUCCGCCGUCGGAAACACGGCAGAGAAUGGGCUUUGAGAUUCGCUUUCGCUCCGUUCGCUCCGUUCUCUCAAGAUUUAUAGGUCUCUAAAGCAAUGACAAACAAAUAUUAUCGCUCAGGUAAGUCAAUCAAAUACGCUUCUUCUCGAGAUUUCAUUUUUAUGCUUUCUUUACAAAAUUUUAAGAGACGUCAUUCCUGCUUUGGCGCUCGUACAAGAUUAGCGCUACAUUCACUACCCCGCACUCAUAAAAAUCUCUUCCCCAAAUUCACCUGAGGAGACUACAGCUAUUGCUUGAGGCUACGUUCGAGGGGUGCAGACGAACAUAUUCCCUGUUCUUUCUUAACAAGAAGGGCAUGUGACGACGACAAACUUUGCAUUGAACAAUCUGGGCUCAGAAAUGCGAUGCUUCUGCAAGUUUUGAGCCCGAAUGAAGCUGUGGUAAGCGUAAAAUCUUUUUUCUACGAGUUUAAUACAAACUGCACAUCCCUGUAUUAGUGCCCCUAGUAAGAAACAACGUAAGCGUGGUGGUUUACAUGAUUUUUCCAACUUUCAAGCCCGAUGAGGGAAAAUUUGUACAUGUGGAAAAACUGCAGGAGGCUUGCACAGUGCUUGCUGAUCUAGAGCAGCAGGAAAAUGCUUGGUGUUGCUGGCGCCCGUCGUCACAGCAUCCAUGCAUGACGGCAGCCGAACCGGUGCGUAUCAUCCGGGCUGCCGCCAGGGGCGCACGUGACUUUUUGAAAAGGUCCAUUUGUGUGAAGACCGCCGCAUUUCAGAACCAGGUAAAAUGUAAAUUCUGAGGUUUUAGCUGCCACACUAUAAUUAUGAGGCAUGCCGUAGAUUGAGGCUCCAGAUUAAUUGCCCUAAAUGUCAGUACACGUGCUACCCAUUCAGGCCAAUGCUUUUUUACUUACUGAGGAAAAUUAGGAGGAAGUAAUUUGCUCUUAUGAUUUCUGUCACUUUAUUUCCUAGUUCAUGUGAUAAGAUUACUAAUGCAGCAUGUUAGAAAAUUCACGGCCGCUAGUUGGAAUCGGUUGGCGCAGGGCAGGGGUAAUUGAAGAUCACAGGCCUUGGCAAGAUCAAGCCACAGGCCUUGGUCCUGCAGUGCACAUAAAGUAGGCUGAUGGUUAUAAUGAUGUUUAUCCUAUCAGCACGUGCCAAACACACACAAACUGCUAACGCUGCUCUCGUAAAAUCUGAUCAUGGAAUAAAAUAAACCGGUUUGAAAUGAAAAGAUGAGUAAAAAGCAUAGCUGGGCAGGUGUUUCGCCAUGCUUUUGUUCCGACAUUUACAAAAACAAUCUUAAGGCCUUAAACGAGACAUAUGCUGCGACUCUAAGCUAAGCAACUUCGUUUAUGGCGACACAGGUAUACUCUUAUGUAACUUCUUUUGUUACUGUAAUGCUGUAAUAUAGAUGAAAUUUUUAUGCCUUAAGCCUGUUUUAGUCACGGUUCAGCUGGAGUUUUGUUUUCGCAAGGAGCAUGAUCCGUCUCACCUGUAAACGCCGUCAUUGUCUAUCUUAGAAGCUUUCUUGGUGAGCUAAUCCAUUAAACGUAGUUGUGAGAAAAUGUCCUGAAAUUGACACACCUGCACCGAGGGCGGCCGACAAGAGGCGCUAGUCUUAUCCGUACUUUUCUGUCGAUGUGUGUCAAUUUGCGGCCCUCUUGUGAUCUGGCUUCUAUGUCGGAGGUAAUCGACGAUUCUCUCCGCAUUAUUUCAGGACGUAUAUUCAUUAUAUGUCUGAACGGUUUGGUCUGCUGACGAAUAUUCCAAUCAAACGGGCCCCUGCGCAGUCGUUCAUUCUUGGGAACAUUUCAGGUGGGCAUCCAAUGUGCCCCUGAAGACAAGAGUGGUUACUGCGACCAUGAUGGCUUUCGAGAUCAUGCUUAUUUAGGCCUGCAUGGGGAGGUACAAAAACAGGGUUGAAACCAGGCAUGUGCUAACUGCCAGUUGUUAAAACUUUUUUGUGAUCAAUAGAAUUCGAUGUUUGGGGUGUGCUUUGAAAUACUGCUGCUGUAGUCUCCUCAGGUGAAUUUGGGGAAGAGAUCACGUGACGUCUUUAUUUUUAUGAGGGGGGUAGUGAAUGUAGCGCUAAUCUUGUACGAGCGCCAACUCAGGAAUGACAUCUGUUAAAAUUUUGUAAAGAAAGCAUAAAUAUUAAAUCUCGAAAAGAAGCGUGUUUGAUUCAUUUACAUGAGCGAUAAUAUUUGUUUGUCAUUGCUUUAGAGAGCUAUAAAUCUUGAGAGAACGCAGCGACAUUGGUUCUUUGUACUCGGCGCUGUGUCGAAAACUAAUCGCGACAGUAUAGAAAGUGGCAAAGUCGGGGAUUAACACCUCAUGGAUCCUUAAGAAGUGCACUACACUAGCGUUUACGGCGUUGAGCAUUACCAAGGAGAAAAUAAAAUUGGUUCAUAUUGCUUUUAUGAAUGCAGGAACAGAGAUGCAGCUGUUAAAAUAUAUUUGCUUUUGCCAGGUGUACCUUUCGUUAAACAUGGAGUUUGUGUAAACAUUGCGUUGCGUCACAAUACAAUACGCAAAAUAAGCUUUCGGUACCUUUUAUCGAGGAUAUUGCCAAUUUCUUCUCUCUAGGUAAAGCAAGUUUUCAUAAUCCUCAAUGGUAGGUCGGAGUAAUUGUGCAUUGAAACGCAAAAAUUGAGGCUCCGCUCAGCAGAAUACGCAAUUUUAUGAACAAAACUUGAGGACGCGCCCAUACCUGCAAAAUAUUCUGCAUGGACACCGGCACGUUAAAGCUUCUGGGGCUGCUGAAUCAAUCAGAUAGAAUUACACAAUGAAUACAAAAAAGGAAGAAAAAAAGAAGAUGGGCGAAGGAGUAGCGAAGCAACAGGAAAGAAGGGAAAAGAAUUAUGAAAAUACCCAGCAGAGAGCGCACUUGUAGAUAGAUUUUCCAGCAUAGAAUGCCCCGCGAGAACCUUCCUCCCACAGCUGCAGUGGAUACUCUGCAGCACACGGGGCGCCCAACAACGACGCCAAGAAAUACUUCCGAGAUGCGAACCCGCACAAGUAGCCGAGCUCCAUGCCGGCGGAGAAAAACUGGUGGGUUUCCAGCGGCACUGGGAUUCAAACUCAGUACUUUGCGCACAUGAUGAAAGUACUCUACCAUUUGACCAUCGCUGAAAUUAUAGGUAUGUUUAGAGUGAAACAUAAUUCUAACUGAUGGUGCAUGAAGUUUCCGAAUGGAUUUGAAGUGUUCUAUAUGAGCAGCCUGACGAAUGGACACGUACCCUAAAUAACUUUCAAUAAUGCAUAACUUGGAAGGCGUGAAAUUUCUGCAUGGUUGGCUUGCAACAAUCUGUAGCAGCCUGGGGCUAUUCCGGCACCAACGCAGCUGAUGUGAUAUUUCGAUAUCGAAUAAGCCAUGACAAAUGAAUGCCCUGCGCAUGGAGCCCGCGCCGUGAGAAAGCCAGGCCCACAGUUGCUGUCAACGCAUUGUGUCGAACUUGCGCUCUUAGCCUCACAAAGAUAUGCGAAAACCGUUGUUAACACAAGAAGCCGACAGCUAAUAAAGCGUCGGGUAAAUUGAUUGCGUAUUGCUUAGCCAAAAUUGACAAUAAAGCAAGUACACAAGUAAUGAAAACUGCCGCUACGGGCGCUGAACUAACAAUUGAUCUUUAUUGUUGACCGACCGGAGUACAUGGGUACAUAAUAUCGUGCGGGCAAUGAGCAAAUUAGUCAAACUUGGAAAUAAUAGGAAAAACGGGAAUGAGAGCGCAGGAAAACACAAGUGGCCGUCGGUGUGCUGCGAACCCGCGUCCUGUGCGUCAGGACUCGAAAGGCCUCACCCAGGCCUGAGUCAUCGCUAGUGCAGCCGAGUCGCCUCGUGUUCGCACGUUAUGCAUCCAAGCGCUGCUGCAUAUGUCUGCUGUCAGCAUGCACCGUGCACUACCUCGUGCCGUGCGCAAUCUUUCCUCCGAUGAAUGCGUGGCUCGUUUUAGGCGGCUUUCUUUGCUUACACUGGUAGGUGGGGAACCACCUCUGUCUUAUUGGAGCAAAGUGCGAUUCCAAAUUUACAUGGAGGACGCAGAAGUAUGAUAAAAAAGUUGUUCCGCGAGCAAACAACGUUCGCUAGAUUUUUAAUAGUCAAAAAACUCACGGCGGGGAAGAGAUGACAGCAGGCGUCAAUUGUUCGGCUGCACGAUGCGUGGUGGAGGCUUUCUUUAGCACUGCCUGCGAGCCAGCUGCCAAUUCUCCAUUUAUUUAGAAAAAAGAUACUCAAGAAAAAGAAAAACGCCAAAACAAGAAAACAUGCCAACACAGGCGUCCACUUAAAAUUGAAAAGUGUUUGUGUCGAAUAGUUUCAUAUAUGUGUAAAAGAAAUCAGUAAUAGAUCAGUGAAGAAUAGUAAUGCGUGGCGCUUUAACAUCGCAACGAACCGAUCUACGGACGAGCGCAACUAAUUCGCAUGCAGUGCCAUCGAUGGCGCCAAGUUACCUUCUGUAUCGAUCACGUGAAGCACAUCGCAUGCUCUCCACGUUGUUUCGUCGUUGUGCUUAGAGAGCAUGUUGAAUUGUAAUGUGAAGAAUUACAGGAGCUGCGGUUGCUUCGCACUGGUCCUUCUUGACGAGUGAAUCUCAAUUUCUACGUUGCUUUCAGUUUGCCUUGUGGAAAGAGCGCCAAAUAACUGACAAGUGACGCACAAUGCUUGUGGUCCAACGAUAAAGAAACAAAAAGAAAAAUGGACAUAUCGGAAUGUCGCAAAAACGCUUUUGUUUCUCAUUGUUUUUGUUUUUAUGUUGUACGUUUUCUCACCUCACACUUGGGAUAUACAGGCGACGCUCUGACGUAUUUCCGCCUUGUCAGGGGGUGAAAGUAUUAUACACAGCGCGUACUAAUAUAUCUGAUUAAUAGACACGGCAAUUGACACUCCUUGUUCACAAUGGGAGCCUUCAAAAUGCACCUUGUUCACAAGGUCACUGCGGUCACCUUAGUCGGCGCGGGUGUAUUGCUGACUUUCAGGCACGUAUGCACUUGUUCGGCACACGCAAACUUUAGAUGGGGAUUAUUCCAUGCGUGGUGCCUUUUUCGUCCUCGUUCUCUUUCUUCCGCCACGAAACGAAGUCGUACACACUCGUCCUCCUGCAUUUCAGUAGAUCAGUUUCGCUGAACUUCACUCAGAAAAUCGCAAACGACGACCGCGCAAGCAUCGCGUCAUGCCUUAACAUGCCAACUCGUCUCGCCUUACCUCUAAUUCACAUAUACAUCCGCAGGCGAGACCACCAUUCUGUCACGCGAGUUUUCUGUAAAACGGGAAAUCGGCAAUAUUUAUUUUGUUCGACACGUGAACGUCCCCUGACGACGUUAGCUGUCAGUGCUUCACUCAGGCUUUGUUGACGAUGGCUCGUGUUUUGUUGUUCCUGCAAACCUAGUAUAGUACUCUGGUUCACGGGUUGUUAAGCGACAAAUCCGCCACGACUUCUCGGUAACGCUUUACGGUGACCUGCAAUGUACCUGCUUACGUUUCGUGUGACAUUCUUAUGCUUAUAUUUUGCUCUGUGCAUGCUAUGGCUUCCCAUUCACAAUGUUAGGUUGUGCAUACGUGGUUACAGUGUUGGUAGCUCGCGAUGGCCAUGGCAUCGUGCUGCUGAACACGAGGUACACUUUACAGGUGCGGCGGCCGCACAUUCUGUUCAUACCUGAAGGUAAAGACAAUACUAAAGGAAGACACUCGUGUGCACUGCUUUGGAUGCAGGUUGAAAAACACCCUGUGAAAUAAAUUGACGAGGAGCUCUCUAUGACAGCUUAUUGCAUAGUCCCUGUGCAGUCUUUCUGACAAUAAACCCUCUGACUCGAAUCAUUCAGGUACUUGUAACUGCUUCUGCACAAUCCUAUGUAUCCAUUUCGUCACGUUGGCAUGCAAAAUAUAGCUGGAAAUUGGUACUGCAUUUCGAACGCUUACUCUUACUUGCAAAUUUGCUUUGUGCUGCUUAUGGACAUCUAUUUGCUCAUUGCGCUUCACAUGCUGUAAAGUUCUAGCGUCCGGAUGUUGUAAAAGCGUUGCGCGUUAUCGCCUGCUACUUUGAUUAUGGAUUUUGAAUGUAGCUGCUCUGCUGUGUUCUGUUGUUGUUUUUGUCUGCUUAAUCGGCUGGCCUUAACUGCGACGAUAAACACAUUUUAAGUAAGAAAAGUUACAUACAGUAGAAUGGGAACUCAAAUAUUGCAUUUCUGUAACGCACAUACCAUUGGUUAGUGUGGCACACGCCUAAACUUCAGUGUUGAGAACGAGCGGCGCUACAUUAAUGCAAAGCGGUGCAUAUAUCCGCAAAAGCUUGCUACCCUUGUGGAGAUAACUGUUGGGUGACCGUUCAAGGUUAACUGGAAGUGCAAGUGCGGUGACCUCACCCCACAUGUCAUGUUCUACUUUUAUUGAAACUUCCAAUCAUUGGCGAGCAAGCCAAGUCGCUUAGAUUACUCAACGGGAAAGACGAAGAAAACUCCUCUGCUAGAAUCGCUGCCUUCCGCCUCCGCUUGUUCUCGCGUAAUAUUUUCGACGCUUUCGGGCGACCUUGGUUGCUGCUUUUGCUGCUCUCAUUCUUUGCCGCAGCCACUUCAUGAACGCCCCCUAUGUGCUAUCUUUGCAUUCUAUACCGGGACGCUCCUUAUUCAGGAACUGUAUCCCAUGUACCCACAGUCGAACCUGCUCUUGUCUCUACUGUAUAUAUGAAAUGAAAUGAUGUGUCAAGUGAAAAAAAAAAAGAACAUGUAAAAGUCAUCUCUUCCCUGUUUUGUUCAGCACGCAAACAAUUGCUGGCCAAAUAAAGUUCAUUUGUGGAGUUUAAA